Closterium sp. Naga37s-1 is the source of this 3204-nucleotide messenger RNA. The record is from the annotation of a GenBank genome assembly. Lineage: Eukaryota; Viridiplantae; Streptophyta; Zygnematophyceae; Desmidiales; Closteriaceae.
AUGCUGAUCAAGGGUAUCCGGAGCUUCAGUCCGGAGAACCAAGCAGUCAUCACAUUCUUCAAGCCGCUCACACUCAUCGUCGGUCCUAACGGAGCCGGAAAAACCACCAUCAUAGAGUGCCUGAAAUGUGCAACAACGGGAGAGCUCCCUCCCAACGCUCGAUCCGGCCAUUCUUUCAUCCACGACCCCAAGGUCGCGCAUAUAACUGAGACCAAGGGGCAGAUCAAGCUGCGGUUCCGCACAGCAGCAGGCAAGGACGUGGUGAGCGUACGCAACUUCUCGCUCACACAGAAGACCAGCAAGAUGGAGUUCAAGGCCAUUGAGAGCGUGCUCCAGACAAUAAACAGUACUACGGGCGAGCGCGUCUCGCUGAGCUACCGGUGCGCUGACAUGGAUCGCGAGAUCCCACUGCUGAUGGGUGUGCCCAAGGCGGUGCUGGAGAACGUGAUAUUCGUUCACCAGGAUGAUGCCAACUGGCCCCUUGCUGAGCCCGCGCUGCUCAAGAAGAAGUUUGACGACAUCUUCUCCGCCACCAAGUACACUAAGGCGCUGGAGGCACUGAAGAAGGUACACAAGGAGCAGGCGCAGCUUAUAAAGGAGAUGAAGCUCAAGGCGGAGAACCUCAGGAACAUACUCGACACGUCCUUGCGGCUUCAGGAGGGCAUAAAGGCAGACUCAGGCCAGUCAGAGCGCCUGGCAGCGCAGAUCGAGAGGCUGGAGGGGCAGAUUGCGGAGCGACGGGCGCGGCAGAGCGAGGUGGAGAGCGGUUUGGCGCGGUUGAGACAGCUGAAGGCGGAUUUGCAGACGCAGGAGGGGCGGCUGGAGCUGCUGUCACGGCAGAAGGUGCAGCAGCGCGCCAACAUAGUGUCAGACAAUGAUGAAUCGGAUGAGAAACUUGGAGAGUGGCGGCGGGAGUUUGAGGGCGCGGUGGCCAGGCUGGAGGGCAGCCUGGCGCGCACCACACGGGCGCUCAGCGAGCUGAGAAUUCAGCAGGAGGUGGAGCGGGAGAGCAGCGAGCGCGACAAGCAGCUCGUCAGCCGGCUGCAAGUGGAGAAAGAGGUGCACGAGCGGGACUGCAACGAGCGAGACAGGUGCCUGCAGGAGCUGUUUACCAAGCACGACUUGGGAGACAUAGGCCCCGUGCCCCUGGCGAGCAAUCAGGCGGUGGAGCUGGGCUCGCGCGCAGCUAGCAGGCUGACAAAGCUGCAGGAGCAGUGGGACGAGAUGAAGCGCGGGCAGCAGGAGGAGGAGCGGCGGCGGGGGGCGGAGAUUGAGGCUGCAGGGGGGGAGAUUGUGAAGGCGGAAGGGCAGCUGCAGAUGGCACAGGAGAGGAAGAGCAGCAGUGAGGCAAGGAGGCAGCAGGUGAAGGAAGCCAUGGAGAGCAGCAGUGUGGACGAGGAUGGGAUGGCCCGGCUGGAGCGAGAAGAGAAAAAAACGAAAGCAGAGGCGGACAGGCUGGCGACCAAGCUACGAGAUCCCACGCUGCUGUCCAAGCUGGAGGAUGCGAAAGCAGACCUGAGCCGGCAGGAGCAGCGGCUCAAGGUUCUGCAGCGGGAGAAGGACAGCCUGGCGGCAGAGAGCAGCGAGCGGGUGACGCUGAGGCUGAAGCAGGAGGCGGUCAGGGAGAAGGAGGCUCAGCUGAAGAAGCUGCUGGCAGAGAACAAGGGGCGGAUAGAGGAGGUGCUGGGCGGGGAGAUGCCGUCAGACACAAGCAAGCUGGUUCGGGAGGUUGAAAAGGCGAUCAGGGCGCAGCAAGUGGUGUAUGAGGAGGCAGAUGUGAAAGCCAAGGAGGCAGGCAAUGAGGCAGCAGUGCAGCAGCAGCGGCUGGACCAUGCACGGAGCGAACUUAACAGGCACAGCAACGAGAUGGAUACCAAGCGAGUCCUCAUUCAGACGCGUCUGAGCAAGGCAGUGGAUCCAUCUCUUGCAGUGGACGAUUUGGAGAGAGUACGAGGAGAGAAGAGAACUGCUCUCGAGGAAGCUAUCGGGGCGUACGAGACAUUUGUGGAAAUGAAGAAGUUUGUGGCACAAUUCGAGCAAGUGGCUCGGCGUAGGCACUGCUGCCCAACUUGUGAAAGAUGCUUCUCCCAGAAAGAGGAGGAACAAUUUGUGGAGAAAAUAAAGAACAAGAACAGGAACGCUGGGAACAAGGAGGCUGAGUUGAAGCGGGAGCGGGAGGGACUUGCGCAGAAGCUGGGGAUUCUGGAUGAUCUGCAUCCUGUUUAUAACGAGUACAGGAAGCUGGUGGAUGAGCUGGUGCCACGUGCCAGGGUGGUAGUGGGCCACGUGGAGGAAGCCCAGAGCAAAGCCCAGGAGAACCAUGAGACUCUGCUAUGCAUGCUGGCAGAGGCCAAGGCAAAGCUAGACGCAGCGGGGCGGGUGGAGGGGGUGGUAAAGGACGCGGAGAGGGUGAGGAAGGAGGCGGAGAACGGGGAAGCAGAGGUGCAGGAGCUGGAAUACCGCCUUGACACGCUCUCCCAGGCCAUGCGCUCUCUGGCUGAUGUCAAUGCUGACCUGGCUGCUGUCGAAGAGAAGAGGGAUGCAGCAGCAGGGGACGUGGAGAGGCUGAGGGAGGAGCAUGCAGCACUGAAGGACGAGGCAGCAGCAGCCAGCAACAGGUGGCGGGGGGCGCGGGAGGAGAGGGCCCAGAUGGCUCUGAGAGUGGCAAGGCGGCGGGAGAUGGAGGAGGAGGUGGGGCAGCUGGAGGUGGCGAUUGAAGGGAGCAAGCUGGAAAUACAGGCACUGGAGCGGAGCAUGGGGCCUCUGAGGAAGAAGCAUGGGGAGGCAGUGGAGGGGCGGAGGGUAUGGCGGGAGAAGGCAGGGGCGGAGGAGGCGGAGAUGCAGGGGCGGGUGAGGGGCAUGGAGAGAGACCUGGACGGGACGAGAGCGAUAUUCAAGAAGAUCGAUGAGGAUCCGGAUGGGUCGAAAGGGAUAUUUGCCAACAUCAAUGAGUUGCCCGUUUCAUUUCUCCUCGCCCCUCAUCCCACCAGCUAUGCUGCCUCGAACAAGAUGGUUCCUUGUUGGGACUCUUGGAGAUUCUCGCCCUCCUCCCUUCCCCUCCCAUCCCCUCCCCCCCCCGUCCCAUUUCCUCUCAUCCCCUCCCAUCCCCUCCCAUCCCUUCUCCUCUUUCAACUCCUCUCUCCUCACCCCACCAACUACAUCGCCUCAAGAGCAACGUCUAAGGGGCAGGCGCCUCUCCUCUAA